UAUGAUGUUAAAGCGCCAAAUGUUGAUUAUGAUGUCAAAGCACAUGAUGUUGAUUAUGAUGUCAAAGCACCAAAUGUUGAUGGAGAUUAUGAUAUCAAAGCACCAAAUGUUGAUUAUGAUGUCAAAGCACCAAAUGUUGAUGUUGAUUAUGAUUUCAAAGCACCAAAUGUUGAUUAUAAUGCCAAAGCACCAGAUGUUGAUGUUGAUUAUGAUAUCAAAGCGCCAAAUGUUGAUUAUGAUGUCAAAUCACCAAAUCUUGAUGUUGAUUAUGAUGUCAAACUACCAAAUGCUGAUGUUGAUUAUGAUGUCAAAGCACCAAAUGUUGAUUAUGAUGUCAAAACACCAAAUGUUGAUGUUGAUUAUGGUGUCAAAGUACCAGAUGUUGAUGCCAAAAUUGAGACACCUGAAGCUGAAUCCAGAGGAUUCUUUGCCAGAAUGAAAGAUAACAUAACUGGUGCACUUUCCUCUGAUAAAAAUAAUGAUGUGAAUGUGAAGGCUGAUGCAGAUACCAACCUUUAUAAAAUGGCUGGACACAACGUUGCUGUACCCAUUUCUGAAACUGAUGUGAAUCUUAAGACUCCAUAUGUAAACCUUGGAGGUGAUGCUGAAAUCCCUACAACUGACCUUGAUGCUGACAUGAGCUGGAAAUCACCAAAUGUUGAUGGUGAUUAUGAUGUCAGAAGCACCAAAUGUUGAUGUUAAAGCACCAAAUG
Messenger RNA from Owenia fusiformis, 713 nucleotides. Lineage: Eukaryota; Metazoa; Annelida; Polychaeta; Sabellida; Oweniidae. The record is from the annotation of a GenBank genome assembly.